Molecule: messenger RNA, 8514 nt
Organism: Oryzias melastigma (Indian medaka)
Lineage: Eukaryota; Metazoa; Chordata; Actinopteri; Beloniformes; Adrianichthyidae
Gene: dcc
Product: DCC netrin 1 receptor
Exons: 29
Coding region: 435-4931 (1498 amino acids)
Biological process (GO): cell-cell adhesion
Cellular component (GO): membrane
Molecular function (GO): protein binding
Source: RefSeq, a predicted model, not a curated record
UCCUCAGAGCCAGUCAGCGGUCCUCCCGGCAGACGGAGCAGACCUCCGGGUUGCCAGUUCCGCGCUCGUGACCGUGAAUGGGAAGCAGCGCGUGCAGGACUGAUGGAGACCCAGCUUCUAGUUGCAGGAACUUCUUCUGCUGGGCUCUGAAGGAGGAAACUCAUUUCCCGUUCGCCUGUCUUGGAUUGUUCUCUCCCCUGUCUGCUGUUCCUCCUGUCCCGCGGGGGCUUCCAGCCCAACCAGGGACCAGGGCAUUUUCUGGGGGAGAGGGAGAUAGAAGGCAGCUCUCCUCUUCAGCUGACUGAGCUCCAGUUUCUGCUCUGCACAUGUUUUUACGCAGACGAACAGCUGGAUUGUGAGGAGGAUUUAAACGGCGCCAAAGAACAGCUGGAUUGGGUUUGGUUCCGGACUCGCUGGGACUGAGUCGGGGCAGCAUGACUGCUCGGGUUGGAUGUACGGUUGGUGUGUGGAGGGUGCGAGCCCGGAGGAGGACGCGCGGGCAGCUGCUGCUGAGCCUGCUGCUGCUGCUGGGAGCGCACGCCGCCGCGCACGCUUCCAACACCGCCUCGUCUUCCUCUUCAUAUUCAUCAAAUCUUGGUUUUGUAGACUUCACCUUCACCCGGGAGCCUCAGGACACAGUCACGGUGCGGGGGGGUGUGCUGCAGCUCGACUGUCAGGCUCAAGCGGAUUCAGUCACAAGGCGUCCCAGCAUCACAUGGCGUAAAGAUGGAGUGUUGCUCAGUACAGUGGUUGAUGAACGGCGACAACAGCUCAGCAACGGGACUCUAAUAGUGCGAAACGUGGUGCAUUCACGGCACCACCGGCCGGAUGAGGGAGAAUACCAAUGCCUUGCCACACUGGAUGGUCUGGGGAGUAUAGUGAGCCGAACUGCAAAAGUCACUGUGGCAGGUCCUCUGAGGGUGAUCGUCCCCACAGAAUCCGUGUCUGCUUACCUUGGCGACACGGCGCUGCUCCGCUGCGAGGUCUCCGGGGAUCCACUGCCUGUCAUACGUUGGCAGAAGAACCGUGAAGACCUUCCGCUGACCUUUGACCCAGACUUCCGCCUUGCAGUGUUGCCAUCUGGUUCACUGCAGGUGAGCCGUGUGCAGCCGCCGGACUCCGCCACGUACCGCUGUCUAGCAGAUAACCCAGGCAGCACCAGGACGGGGACAGAUGCCGAGCUCCGAGUCCUCCCAGAACCUGGUGUGAGCAGGAACAUCCAGUUCCUACAGCGUCCGACCAGAGUAACAGCUCUGCUGGGGGCGGAUGCAGUGCUGGAAUGCUCUGCCUCUGGCUACCCAACGCCCAGCAUCCAGUGGAGGAGAGGAGAUGAAGGGAUUCAAAGCUGGAACAAGAAGUAUUCUCUGCUUGCAGGCAGCAAUCUGAUCAUCAGGAGCGUCACCGACGACGACUCUGGCACUUACAGCUGUACAGCCACCAACAAAAACCACAACAUCACGGCUCAAGCAGAGCUCAGUGUGUUAGUUCCGCCACAGUUCUUGAACUAUCCAACCAACACCUAUGCCUACGAGUCAACCGACAUCGAGCUGGAAUGCGCCGUCACAGGAAAUCCGCUGCCGACUAUCCGCUGGAUGAAGAACGGGGAAGAAGUCAUCCCAAGUGAUUACUUUCAAAUAGUGGACGGGAGCAACCUGCAGAUUUUGGGUUUGGUGAAGUCUGAUGAAGGAUUUUAUCAGUGUGUUGCUGAGAACUCUGCCGGUAGCGCGCAGGCUAUGGCUCAGCUGCUGCUCCGAGAGCCAGUGUCCCCAAGCCCAGGCGCUGCCCUCCCCUCUGCCCCCCGCGACCUGGUCCCUGUCCUAGUGUCCAGCCGAUUCGUCCGACUGAGCUGGAGACCACCAGAGGAGACCGGGGGAGGGGUCCAGACCUAUGGCAUUUAUUAUUCCCAGGAUGGAGUUGAGAGGGAGCGGUCAGUGAACGUUUCAGAACCGGAGUCUCUGGAGCUGACAGUUUCCAACCUGAAACCCGAGGAGAGCUACACCUUCAGAGUGGUUGCCUACAAUGACAUCGGGCCGGGAGAGAGUUCAGCCGCCCUUAAAAUCACCACCAAACCUGACCUUGAGGUCCCCAGCAGGGUGGAGUCUCUUCGAGCUUUGGCCCUUUCUCCAACAUCCAUCCAGGUGAGCUGGGAGCCCCCCAGCCACCCAAACGGCCCCAUUCUAGGCUACAGACUGCUCUGGACAGAGAGCCCAUCUGGCAAAGAGCAGAGUGUGGAGGUGGGUGGGCUCACCUACAAGAUGGAUGGACUCAACAGGUUCAUGGAAUAUACUGUUCGUGUUUUGGCCAUCAAUCGCUAUGGACCAGGAGUCGCGUCUGAGGCCAUCAGCGUCACCACCCACUCAGACGUGCCCAGUGCUCCACCACAGAACAUCACCUUGGAAGUUGUCUUGUCAAGGAGCAUCAAGGUGUCCUGGCAGCCACCUCCACGAAGCAGCCAGAAUGGCAUCAUCACCGCCUACAAGAUCAAAUACAGAAAAACCGGCCGGCGUGGCGACCAAGAGGCCAUUGAACCGAACAACUUCUGGUACCUGUUUACAGGUCUGGAGAAGGGCAGCCAGUAUAGUUUUCAGGUAGCAGCCAUGACAGUGAAUGGAACUGGGCCUGCCAGUGACUGGUACACCGCAGAGACCCCCGAGAACGACCUGGACGAGAGUCAAGUGCCCGACCAGCCCAGUUCUCUGCACGUCAGACCGCUUCCUAACAGCAUCAUCAUGUCCUGGACUCCGCCCCUCAGCCCCAACAUCCUGGUUAGAGGCUACAUCAUUGGCUACGGGGUGGGGAGUCCCUACGCUGAGACGGUCCGAGUGGACAGCAAGCAGAGAUACUACUCCAUUGAAAACCUUGAGCCAAGCUCACACUACGUUAUUUCUCUGAAGGCGUUUAAUAAUGCUGGUGAAGGAGUUCCUCUAUAUGAGAGCGCUGUCACCCGAUCUCUGACAGACCCCAUAGACCCAUUGGAAGACGACCUCUUCCACCUCUUUGAUAAAUACCCCACUCCCAUGCCAGACACCAGCACUCCCAUGAUCCCUCCUGUUGGGGUCCAAGCUGUAGCUCUGUCCUCGGACUCUGUACGGAUGUCGUGGGCCGACAACUCCAUGACAAAGAACCAGAAGUCCUCUGAGGUCCGGUAUUACUCUGUCAAGUGGAAGAGCAGCUACUCCACAAGUGGGAAAUACAAGUCUGCAGACACCACUGCUCUGAGCCACACCGUCACUGGCCUGAAACCAAACACCAUGUAUGAAUUUGCUGUCAUGGUCACCAAAGGUCGAAAGUCCAGCACCUGGAGCAUGACGGCACACGCCACAACGUAUGAAGCAGCUCCCAGCUCCGCCCCUAAAGACUUGACUGUCAUCAGCCGUGAGGGGCGUCCUCGCUCAGUGCUCAUCAGCUGGCAGCCACCUUUGGAAGCCAACGGACGGAUCACAGGUUAUAUCUUGUAUUACACAAUGGAUAAGAACCUGCCAAUAGAUGACUGGGUGAUGGAGGCCAUCAGCGGGGACCGGCUGACUCAUCAGGUGGUGGAUCUGAAUCUGGACACUGUUUAUUACUUUAGGAUCCAGGCCAAAAAUGCUAAAGGUGUUGGGCCUCUGUCGGAGCCGAUCCACUUCAGGACAGCCAAAGUGGAACAUCCAGACAAGAUGGCUAAUGAUCAAGGACGAGGUGGAGAGCAUGCAUACUGGCCGUCUGACACCAACCCGAUUGACAGGAGCAGCAUCAAUGACUCUCCAAUUGGUCAAAUGCGCCCGCCUCAUAGCAGCGUCACACCACAAAAAAACAGCAACCUCCUGGUCAUCAUUGUAGUUUCUGUGGGUGCCAUUGCCGUGGUCGUGGUCGUCAUAGUGGCGCUCAUCUGCACCCGUCGCUCCUCAGCCCAACAAAGGAAAAAAAGGGCAAGCCACAGCGCCAGCAAAAGGAAGGGCAGUCAGAAGGAUCUUCGACCUCCUGACCUCUGGAUCCAUCAUGAAGAAAUGGAGAUGAAGAACAUGGAGAAAGCUCCAAGUGUCGCUCCAUCUGGACGCGAUUCGCCCAUCCAGUCCUGCCAGGAUCUUCCCCAAGUGGCACACAGCCAAUCAGAGAGCCAGAUGGGCAGCAAGAGCAGUCACUCAGGACCCGAUGCUGAUGAAGCAUCCAGCGGCAUCUCCACCCUGGACCGCUCCAUCACCACCAGGAGGGGAACAAGAGGCAAAAUGAUGAUUCCUAUGGACUCACAACCAAGCAACACGCCUGUGGUCAGUGCCAUCCCGGUUCCUGCUUUGGAUUCUGCACAGUAUCCUGGUAUUCUGCCUUCACCUUCCUGCGGCUUCACCCACAACAAGUUCAGCCUCAGGCCCAUGCCUUUUCCCAGUCUGACUUUGGACAGAGGAUAUACUCCAGCCCUGUCAUCAGAUGCAACCAGCAACCCUCUCCUCCAGCAGCAGCCGGCAGCGCCGCAGCCCGCCCCCCUGCUCCCAGGUUCCUCAGCUCCACCUGGGGAGCUUGUUCCUCCCGUUGGCCCCGUCCCAGGGGCCCCUUCUUCUGCUGCUGCUGAGGAGGCACAGGCCGGGGGCAGCCGGACCAUUCCAACCGCUUGUGUUCGGCCCACCCAUCCUCUACGUAGCUUCACCAACCCAUUACUGCCACCACCCAUGGGAACCAUUGACCCAAAGGUGUACACCUCCAUGUUGUCCCAGUCUGGUGGGAGCCUGCCAAAGCCCCAGGUGAAGACCGCAUCUUUGGGUCAGGCUGGGAAAGCUCGCUCCCCUCUGCUUCCUGUCUCAGUACCUACUGCGCCAGAUUUACAAGAAGAGGGCGGAGCCAAGCUUCCAGAGGAUUCAGCAACUAAUGUUUACGAGCAGGAUGACCUCUCUGAACAGAUGGCCAGUCUAGAGGGGCUGAUGAAGCAGCUCAAUGCCAUCACUGGCUCCGCCUUCUAACCUGUGAUUCCAGCCCAGUAUGGCCCAGUCUGUGACGGUGGACCUGAGUCUGGAUGUCACCUUGUGUCCUCUCCCUCAAAGCAGCAACAGGUCAAUCUGGGUCUGGAAAAGAAUGAGAACUCUUUGUGUUUAGCUUCUCUGGUCUAGACUUCUGUCUUCUGAGACCAGGGUGGGAGAAAGGAGGAUGAGACUGGAGAUUAACACUACCACGGUACUUUGUUGCUCCAACAGCAGAGGAAAUGUGGAGGGUCUUCUUUAGGAGUUCAGACAGAAGCUCUUCUAGACUGUUCAAGCUCAAACACCACACUAGAAGGGUAAAUGGCGCUGCCCUGGACUUGGGGGAACAGGAGGAUGGGGGUACAAGAGCAAGGACUACGUUAAAGGACCCCCCCUCUUCUUCCUGUGUGCGGUAUUUAUUAGAAUCCUCUCAAAUGAGCUCUCCUCAGUUCUCUUACUGUGAUUGUACCUCACAUAUUUUUAGUCAUUGUUGAUCCAUUCAUCCUUUGGUUCUGAAGGCUAACUCUGCACAUUUCAAUACUGUGCAUUUGGUUUGAGAAUGUGACAAAAUAUAUAGUUUUGAAAGAGAAAACAUCUUCCAGCACCAAAGUUACAAAAACCACAAGUUCCAUGAUCUGGUAACAUCAGAUGAUUUCACUGCUCCACCAUUUUAAAUCCUUUAUGACUUUAUAUUUUUCACAAAAGAACAGGAAGUGUUUUUAUUUUUCUGAACAGGCCAAUCCCUCCUCCAAACCCAGCUUUUUCAUCUCUUUAAUCUGCAAAUAUCAAACCUUACAUUCUAGAAGUUUGGGGAAUAGAGCUGAGAAGAACCUCAGUUUCUGAGGUGUGGUUCCAAAUCCAGAUUGCUUUUUUUUAACUGGGCUGUAAAAACCUCCUUGCAGACUCCCAUAGCUUUACUCUACACUCUGGUCUUUAUCCACGGUGUCCUCUGCUGCCACACCCUCAUCUGUAAAAGCAAACUGUGACUUUCUUUCUUUGUUCUUGCCAGUUGUUCAAGUCUGUCUCAGUCCUAAAAAUGACCCAAAAACUUUCAAUGGAAUUCAAAGUUAACGGAUCUCAUUGAAUAAACUACAGGUUAAUUCUGAAUGAAGCAUCAUACAAGGUCAGAUCAAUCAGGCAUGAUCAUCUGGAGUACGGUAAACCCUUAAGGCAGAUCCAUGUAGCCGCCUGAGUACACAUUUGUGUUCUAAACAGAAUUUCAGAAGAGUUGCAGACAUCCACCUUCUGUUAAAGGUGACGCCUUCAAAAAGCUGGAAACUGUUGAGAAGUUCCUUCUAUUUCCUGUUGGGAAAACCCUUUUCUUAUGACCGUUCAGCUAACAUUGACACUCAGUUAAAGAUAUCCCAACCACCAGCAAACAGAAGCAUCGGAUUUUUCCUUUCAGAAAGUUCAAACUGAAAGAUAAACAAUCGUUACAUUAAUAAAACCCAAUCUGGACUGUAACCCACCUUAGAAAGUACAGAAGACUGACUGAAACACUAAUGCAUUCUGAUCACACCUUCAUGUAGCUGCAAAAGAAAUCAUAACCUGAGCUCUCAGCAAAGAAACACAUUCUGAGGCCACAGUUGUUGGGAUCAUAAAUGCAUCAGUCUUAUUUUGUCAAUUUGAGGUUUCCAAAGUCAUGUCAUGAAAUUACUGCUGUUUAUUUUCCAGAUGAGACAAACGAGUGAAGCAGAAAGAGUCAUCGUCUGAUUAGAUGCAGGGAUGAUCAGUUGAAAAUUCAGUAGAGCAACAUUUCACACCUUCAUUUGUUUUUCCUUAAGUUAACCGUUUAACACUAGAGCUGCAGUGUUUAUGUUCUUUGAUUAAUGUAACUUUUCAAUUGUUAACACGAUCAUUCCAGUAGAUUGUGAAGGAGAAAAGCAGCUCGAUGAGCCGCUUUUCUCCUUCACAAUCUACUGUAAUGAUCGUGUUAUUGGUUAAAAAAAUACAGUAUGUUAAAGAUUUUGUGUGUUAAAGGGUUAAACUCACACCUGUCAGAGAAAUUUGCCAAUCCAUUCAAAGUUGCCAAACCACAAUCUGUUCAUAGGGGUUGUGUUUUAUACCAAAAUAAGAGAAAAACAAGAACAAAUAAGUAAAUAUCAGUAUUUCAUACUUCACAAAGUUUAUUUUUGCAGUCAUGCAAGAGCUAUUUGUUUUUUUUUGGAAAUGUUUGUGCAGAAACCUUCUUCAGCCGGAGUGGGAAAUUAUUAUCUGCAGUUUUCAGCACACGUUUACCUCCUGUAGUUAACUCGUCUAGUGUGACUCACGGGUGACUUUUGGUUUAUUUCAAAGAAACUCAAAAGGAUGAAAAAACAGUUUGUAUUGAAAGAAAUCUGCAGGAUUUGAACUUUAACUUGAGAAUUCUGGGAAAUUAAGUCAGUCAGGCAGCCACACACUGGUCAGUUUUUUAAACAACUACAUUGGGAUUCAAAGGAGACAAGGAAUCGUUUUUUAAAAAUCAAGGAAUGGGGUGUUUGAUUUGGUCUUAGUGAAGAAUGUUUAAAAUGAAGAAUUUAACAACAAAGGACACAAACAAAAUGUAUUUCAAAAUGAUUCGUUCUUAAUCCACUUUUGAUUUUCAUAACUUUAUUUAUUUAUUUUUUUCUUUAAAGGCUCAAAGGGAAGGCAUUAAACUGGGUUCACACCGGACGUAGAGGCCGCUUCCAUUCCAUGUUAACCUAUGGUGUAGUUCACGCCAAGCGUGGAGCGCCGCGGUCCUCCCCUGAAGACUCGCGCUGUGCAGCGGAUCGUUUCAGCGUCUGGUCUAUUUUGUGUGCGAGCCGCGAGCGAUCCGCGGCAAUUCUGACAGGAAGUUACAUCAAGAUUUAGGAGAAAAUCUAGUUUAUUUUCUAAAUAUAACCAAAUUUUCACAAUGAAACACAGCAAAUGUUUUUGUAUUUAAAGCAUGGGUGCCCAAAGUGGGGCCUGUGGGCCAAAUUUGGCCCACCAAAGGUUUUCUUUUGGCCCGCCAAGUCAUGGUUACGGAAGCCGCGGAGUGUUUAGUUAAAACCUUUUACCCGCUUCCCAUUGAUUUUCUAUGAUGUUCCAAAACCCUACGGCGGUAAUAUACUUUUGGCCUCUGGGUGCCGCUGUAAGAACUUUCUUUUCCUGCAGAAACAAUCCAGAAGUGAGUCAGUCCUGGGCUUUUUUUGUGUUAAAAAUUCCCAAGAGCCUUCACGGUCACUUCCGAUGCUUUUAGUGGCUUUUUCAGCUAGCUAAGACAGAGCGACAACGACAAACAGAUAACGUCUAAAGAGCAGCUCCACAUCUCUCAUUAGGAUCCAAGUUUGCUGUUUUUAUUGAAAGAAAGUUUGUUUGAGAUCGCUCUGUUUUUUCAAUAAAAAAUGUCCAGUGAGGCCUUGAUGUUAAAGGUUUCAAAGACAAACGUUACUUACUAAUGUUUGUUAACCUAAUGAAUACAGAAUCAAAAUAAAUAAAUUAAAUCAUAUUCUUUAUCUUCUCCUUUUAUGUAAUGACGUGCAAAAAAAUAUUGUAUUUGACCUGCUAACUGGGAUCCCAUUUAGAAUUUGGCCUCUUGAGCGAAAAAGUUAAAAAACAGACACACCUCUCUCUGUGUGUCUCA